Molecule: messenger RNA, 1329 nt
Organism: Ochlerotatus camptorhynchus
Lineage: Eukaryota; Metazoa; Arthropoda; Insecta; Diptera; Culicidae
Exons: 2
Coding region: 1-1329 (442 amino acids)
Source: RefSeq, a predicted model, not a curated record
AUGCAGUUCAAGUUCAGCUGCCGCGAAUGCGGAAAGAAACACAAUUCGUUGAUUCACCCUGGAUUCCCUCUGAGCAGUUGUGGUGGAAGCAGUUCUCAAUCCUCUGGAAAAUCAAUGAAGAAGGCUGAUGGAAAGGCGUUAUCGUCAAAUUUUGUCACAAACGACGAAGAAUCAGAACAAGAGGACGCGGAACAGCGGGAAGCGAAGGUGACGUCAGAAUUGCCUUCAGUUCACGUGCCAACGGCCCACUGGAACAUUCCAGGCGAUAUUCAGUUGACAGAUCCGGAAUUCAACACCAGCAGUCGGAUCGAUCUUCUAAUCGGAGCUGAACAUUUCUAUCGGUUCCUGUCUGAGCCAGAAGUCAAGCGGAUUUCCCAGGGGACUGGACUUCCAGUGUUGAUCGAUUCGGUAUUCGGGUGGAUCGUGACCGGCAAAGUGUCAGAUACGUACAACAAUCCAGUCAGCUGUUUAAUUUCGGCAGCGCCAGACAAUUUGGAGAUUCUACUACAGCAGUUUUGGGAGAUAGAGAGCAACGAGGAUCAACCGGCAUGGUCCAAGAAGGAACGGGACUGCGAAGAGCAUUUCGUGAAAACAGUUAGCAGAACGGAGGAGGGACGUUACGUUGUUUGCUUGCCAAAGCAUGUUAACUUCGCACAGAUGUUGGGCGACUCCAGAUCAAUGGCGCUUACACGGUUUUUAAGGCUGGAGAAGCAGUUAGAACAAAAUUUAGAGAUGCGUAAGCAGUACAAUACUUUCAUGCAAGAGUAUCUCGAUCUAGGGCAAAUGAGGGAAGUUCGUGAGCACGAACUUCGAGGGAAGGAUAAUGCGAUGAAUAUCCGAAAAUUCUUCUAUUUACCCUACCACGCUGUACUGAAGGAAUCCAGCUCUACAACCAAAGUACGCGUUGUAUUUGACGGAUCUGCUUGCACGGAUAGCGGAUAUUCGUUGAAUGACGUUCUUCUAAAAGGUCCUACGAUUCAGGAUGAAUUGCUAUGUCUGCUGCUACGAUUCCGGAAGCAUGAAGUGGCGCUGGUCGGAGAUGUAGAGAAAAUGUACCGACAGGCAUUGGUACACGAAGCUAGCAAUGCGCUAGUGAAAGAUUUCUACGUGGAUGACUAUAUUGGUGGAGCAUCCAGUAUAGAAGGAGCCAUCCAACUACAGAAUAAUCUAGGCACUCUACUAAAGAAAGGAGGAUUUGCUUUGCGAAAAUGGUGUUCAAAUCGGCCAGAGGUUUUGACUGGUAUCCUUGCCGACCAACUAGGAACAAAUCUAUCGAUUUCAUUCGAAAUCAGUCCGGAAGAGAAGGUGAAAACUUUGGAAAUCACCUGA